Auanema sp. JU1783 is the source of this 912-nucleotide messenger RNA. The record is from the annotation of a GenBank genome assembly. NCBI's taxonomy places the organism in Eukaryota, Metazoa, Nematoda, Chromadorea, Rhabditida, Rhabditidae.
AUGAUGUGGUUCUCGGCAGGAUUAAGUGUAAGUAUUUCCGGCGAACUGCUGAUACUUUUACUCUUCCCCUUGUGCUCUUUUAUUAUUUGUAGAGAAAAAAAACGUAAGGGCGAGCAUCGUCUAUUUGGCGCAACCACAACAACAACAGGAGCAGCCACUGUAGAAAAGGGUGGUGAGCAAACGAGAUCAGGUGAAAGUGAUGAAGAGCAUACCAAAGCUCAAAUAAAAAAGAAUAAAGCACAUCGCAAAAGAGAGAAACAUUUUGCUACACCUGGAAGAAAAGAAGUUGUGAAGCAUAGUGAUCCUAAUUACCAGACAAUGGCAAUGCUAAACGAUGAUGUAUUUACGAGGAAGGCUAACGACAGGGGAAACACUAUGUCUGGAAGGAAACUAAGAAACAAAAAUAACACAAAAACAUCUCAACAUGGAAAAAUAACUGCGCCGGCUGUCAAACGAAUGAUCAAACAUAAUGACCCGAACUACCAGACUCUUGCCAACUUGCACAGUGAAAUUUUUAUUAAAAACAAGAAACCAAAUGAAAGAAUCAAGAACAAUAACAUGCAGCAAAGCCCGAAAAAUAAAUUUAAAAAACCACUUGAAAACAGAGCAGUACAGCAACAGCCGGAUGAUCCCAACUACCAGACAUUGGCUGGUAUCAGUAGUGCCGUUUUCAAACACAACAGAGCACAACAGAGAAGAGAAAGAAACAAUGUUAUGAUAAUUGAAGAUGAAGCUGGGGAAUCAGUUUCGAUAGGUGAAAGGUCGAAAGAAAAUAAUCUACCCAAGAAACCCGGGCAACAUAUGGUGAUUGAAACACAAGAUCCGAAUUAUCAGACAUUAGCCAAUAUUGUUGAUGUUUUCAAGCCAAGAGAACUAACGGAAGACGAGAUGAAGCCUUUUAUGACCUAUUAG